This is a messenger RNA of Caenorhabditis angaria, 1836 nucleotides long. The record is from the annotation of a GenBank genome assembly. Lineage: Eukaryota; Metazoa; Nematoda; Chromadorea; Rhabditida; Rhabditidae.
AUGUCAAAACGAGCCGGAAAAUUGGGCGAUAAUAACAUAGAUGAGGUGCAAGAUUGGGAGAAUCACAUAAUUCUGCGAGUUCCGGAGGAUUGUGUGGAUAGGCUCAACAAAAUCGCCCUCGACGAAGCGCAAAAAGGCGAAGAAGUUGCGAUAAAUGUGUUGCCGGAUUUGCGGCACGCUCAAAUUCGCCUAGGAAAUCGCAUCCUUUCCGGAAAAUUCAUGGAUCUACCAUGUGUCAAUGAGGUCUAUAAGACUUUGGACAAGAAAAAUGUGUAUAAAGUGGCGGAUUUGAAUCAGAUUUUGGUGUGUAGUCAUGAUGUUGUGAAUCCGAAUUUGGCUUCGACUUCGACUUCGAGCAAUUCAACGAGUUCUGCAGCUGCAAAUGAUCCAAAUGAUGCGAAAAUCGCGAAAAAAGUGAGUUUUUUAUCAAAAUUCAUGAUUUUUAGCCCAAAAAACCCUGAAAAUCCCAAAUUUCCACCCCAGGAAGCCCGCCAAUGGCAUUAUCCACAUGGCCUAACUCCACCAAUGAAAUCGGCCAGGCGUAGACGAUUUCGAAAAACGAAAAAGAAAAAGUAUAUGGAUGCACCGGAGGUGGAGAAAGAGUUGAAGAAAUUGUUGCGAGCAGAUUUGGAGGCGGAUAGUGUGAGAUGGGAAAUUGUGGAGGAUAAGAAGAAUGUGAGUCGAUUUUUAGCAUUUUUUAGGCUCGGAAAUGGAAAUUUUGACGUUUUUUGGUCUAGAAACGCUGAAAAUUGACCUAGAAAUGUGAUUUUUGCAUUUUUUAGGCUCGGAAAUGGAAAUUUUGAUGUUUUUUGGUCUAGAAACGCUGAAAAAUGGCCUAUAAACAUGCUUUUUGGUUUUCUAGGCCAUGAUUUGAAAUACUAGGCCAUUUCUAGAUCUAGAAACGCUGAAAAAUGACCUAGAAACGUGAUUUUUGGUUUUCUAGGCCAUGAUUUGGAAUCCUAGGCUAUAUUCAACCUAGAAAAUCAAAAAAAUAGCCUAGAAAUUCAAAAAAUGACCUAGAAAUGUGUUUUUUGGUUUUCUAGGCCAUGAUUUGGAAUUCUAGGCCAUUUUUAACCUAGAAAAUCAAAAAAAUAGCCUAGAAAUCAAAAAAAUGACCUAGAAAUGUGUUUUUUGGGUUUCUAGGCCAUUUCUAAACAUUUCUUGAUCUAGAAACGCUGAAAAAUGACCUAGAAACAUGAUUUUUGGUUUUCUAGGCCAUAAUUUGGAAUCCUAGGCCAUUUCUGAACAUUUCUUGAUCUAGAAUCCUGAAAACUGGCCUAGAAAUGCGAUUUUUGGUUUUCUAGGCCAUAAUUUGGAAUCCUAGGCUAUUUUUAACCUAGAAAAUCAAAAAAAUGACCUAGAAAUCCGAAAAAAUGGCCUAGAAACAUGAUUUUUGGUUUUCUAGGCCAUAUUUAACCUAGAAAAUCAAAAAAAAUAGCCUAGAAAUCCGGAAAAAUGACCUAUAAACAUGAUUUUUGGUUUUCUAGGCCAUGAUUUGGAAUCCUAGGCUAUUUCUAAACAUUUAUUGGUCUGGAAAUAUGAAAACUGACCUAGAAACUAUGAUUUUUAGGUUUUCUAGUCCAUGAUUUGGAAUCCUAGGCCAUUUUCAACCUAGAAAUCAAAAAAAUGGCCUAGAAAUGUGAUUUUUGGGUUUCUAGGCCAUAUUUAGACUCAAAAUUUGUGAAAUUCUCCCAAUUUUUUCAGAUUUCCCAGUCAAAAUUCCCGAAAAUCCCCAAAUUUUUCCAGGAAUCAGCUCAAGUCAAAGAGGAAAACAUCACCGAAACCGCACUUUUUGGAGAUAAUGUAUCUUCCAGUGAGGAAGAAGAGGAUGAAUAA